AUGGCCUACCUACUCCAUGCUCAACUAUUUUUGCUGACCACCCUCAUACUUGUUCUAAACCUGGGCCACUACCCUGUGCUUGGUCACAAUUUACGUGACAUGGAGAAAUCUAGUAUGGAGGAGUAUGGGGCCCCAGAAGCACUGGAUUUUGCUGUCAGGCAGUAUAAUAAAUCAAACAGUGACUUGUAUGUGAGCAGUGGGGUGGAAGUGAAGAGUGUUCAAAGUCAGGUGGUGGCUGGAAAGAAAUUUUUAUUUGAUGUGAUCCUAGGCAAAACUACAUGUUUAAAGCCCCAGGAUGACUUGACCAACUGUCGCUUAAAAGAAGAGUCUAAUCAGCAAGAGCAUGAAUUCUGCUCUUUUGGAGUCUAUUAUGUCCCCUGGGAGAAUCAUAUGGCUCUGGUGAGCUCCAGCUGUCGCAGUAUACAAAUUUGUGUCAAGUGGAACAGUGUAAGAUGCAGACAUCUCUGGAAGUGCCUCAUCACUCCUGUUGAUGAUCAUACCUUGGUGGAUGCCAGAUUACCAACACCAAAAUUAGCAGUGGUUAGACUGCUAAGCAAGCACAAUUACACCCAAGCAGCAACCCCUUUCUUCUUCCCCUGCAAAUGCUCCAGUAAAUUGCCUACAUAUGCUUGCUAA
Messenger RNA from Grammomys surdaster, 636 nucleotides. Its product is annotated as cystatin-S-like. The coding region runs from base 1 to 636 and encodes 211 amino acids. The record is from RefSeq and is a predicted model, not a curated record. Lineage: Eukaryota; Metazoa; Chordata; Mammalia; Rodentia; Muridae. Gene Ontology annotation, molecular function: cysteine-type endopeptidase inhibitor activity. The transcript has 3 exons.